Dendrobium catenatum is the source of this 2010-nucleotide messenger RNA. Its product is annotated as serine decarboxylase 1. NCBI's taxonomy places the organism in Eukaryota, Viridiplantae, Streptophyta, Magnoliopsida, Asparagales, Orchidaceae. The transcript is spliced from 6 exons. The record is from RefSeq and is a predicted model, not a curated record. Gene Ontology annotation, molecular function: carboxy-lyase activity; pyridoxal phosphate binding. Bases 197 to 1612 code for a protein of 471 amino acids. Gene Ontology annotation, biological process: carboxylic acid metabolic process.
CGGCAUUCCUACCUAUUUAUGGAGACAGUCACCAACCCUCUGUUUCUCUUCUCUAGCGCAGCCUCGAGCUCUGUGGUUCCUCUCAUUCUCAGUUCCUACGCGUUAGGAACGAUAGGAUCCGCGAGAGUUAGGGGCUCUUUUUUAGAAUCUUUUUGACAAGUCUUGAUAUAUUAAAUCAUCAUCCACGGCGAGGAGCAUGAUCAACGGAGCUAUGAAUCUGAGCGAAAAGGUGGAGCCGCUACCGGAGGAAUUCGAUCCCAAGGAGAUCGUCCCUCCCGUGGCACUGGAGUUAAGUGGAGUUUUGAAAGAGUGCACCAAUAAGAGCAGGGAGAUCGUUCUUGGGAGAAAUGUUCACACAAUGUGCUACACGAUCAAUGAGCCGGAAGCGGACGAUGAUAUUACCGGGGAAAGGGAAGCCUACAUGGCCAGCGUCCUGGCAAGAUAUCGUAAAUCUCUUAUUGAAAGGACCAAGCAUCAUUUAGGUUACCCUUACAAUUUAGACUUCGAUUAUGGCGCUUUAUCCCAGCUGCAACACUUUUCCAUUAAUAAUCUAGGAGAUCCCUUUAUAGAGAGCAACUAUGGUGUACACUCAAGGCAAUUUGAAGUUGGGGUUCUAGAUUGGUUUGCUCGUCUUUGGGAACUGGAAAAGAAUGAGUACUGGGGUUAUAUCACAAAUUGCGGUACAGAAGGGAAUUUGCAUGGCAUACUUGUUGGAAGGGAAGUUUUUCCUGAUGGGAUACUGUACGCCUCAAGAGAGUCCCAUUACUCAGUUUUUAAAGCUGCAAGAAUGUACAGAAUGGAGUUCGUGAAGGUUGCCACUCUGGUCUCUGGCGAGAUCGAUUGUGCAGAUUUUGAAAGAAAAUUGCUUCUUAACAAAGAGAAACCUGCCAUUGUUAAUGUCAAUAUUGGAACAACGGUAAAAGGAGCAGUCGACGAUCUUGACAUGGUUAUUGAAACACUAGAAAAAUCUGGAUUUAGAGACCAAUUCUACAUCCACUGUGAUGGUGCCCUAUUUGGUCUCAUGAUGCCUUUUGUUAAACGUGCACCGAAGGUCACUUUCAAGAAGCCUAUAGAUAGUGUCAGUGUUUCCGGCCACAAAUUUGUGGGAUGUCCAAUGCCCUGUGGGGUGCAGAUCACCAGAUUGAAGAAUAUCAACGUCCUAUCAAAUAAUGUGGAGUACCUUGCAUCGAGGGAUGCCACCAUCAUGGGCAGCAGAAAUGGCCAUGCUCCCAUCUUCCUCUGGUACACUUUGAACAGGAAAGGCUACCGUGGCUUUCAAAAGGAAGUUCAGAAGUGCUUGAGAAAUGCUCACUAUCUAAAAGACCAUCUUCUUGAGGCAGGAAUAAGUGCCAUGCUGAACGAGCUCAGUAGUACUGUGGUGUUGGAGAGACCUAAAGACGAGGAAUUCGUUCGAAGGUGGCAGCUUGCCUGUGAAGGCAACAUCGCCCAUGUGGUCGUGAUGCCGAAUGUAACCAUUGAGAAGAUUGAUUAUUUCUUGGCUGAGCUCGUCAAGUCUCGCUUGAGCUGGUAUGGAGAUGGUGAGAGCAAACCUCCAUGCAUUGCGGGAGAUGUUGGAGAGGAAAACUGCCGCUGCUCUAUGCACAAUACCUGAUGCUUUAGAAUUGCCGGUAGUAUCAUAAACUUUUGUAGUUAAUGCUCUGCAGUUUUAAACACUUUCAUGGUGUUCUUAUUGCUAGCGUUAUUAUAGGAGGAUCUUCAGAAUGUUUUAUUGGUGCUAAGCGUUGAAUGGACGCCGGUUUAUUCCUUGGAAGCUUACCAGGUAGAGUACAAUAAUUAAUUGAUUGAAUUGCGACGUGCCUUUUCAUUUGUUCCAGUUUGCUUUUGGAAAGAAGUAUGGUCGGGAGUUCGGCUUAUUUCUUUGUUUGGCAUCCAUGUCAACUUUAUUUAUGCUAAGUCUGCUCUAGCACUAUUUAUUUAUUUAUUUAUUAUUAUUAUUUUGUUUGAGUAAAUCAUUAUAAGUCGUUUAGCAACGUUCCGUUUUGAGCUAAA